Mytilus californianus (California mussel) is the source of this 1467-nucleotide messenger RNA. Its product is annotated as ubiquitin-like domain-containing CTD phosphatase 1. Gene Ontology annotation, molecular function: protein serine/threonine phosphatase activity; protein binding. NCBI's taxonomy places the organism in Eukaryota, Metazoa, Mollusca, Bivalvia, Mytilida, Mytilidae. The transcript is spliced from 9 exons. Gene Ontology annotation, biological process: protein dephosphorylation. Bases 20 to 1012 code for a protein of 330 amino acids. Gene Ontology annotation, cellular component: nucleus. The record is from RefSeq and is a predicted model, not a curated record.
UUUACAUGUUUGUUGAGAGAUGGCGGGAGAAGACUCACACAAAUCUUGUCUUGUUGUUAAAUGGAGUGGGAAUGAGUACAGUGUCAAUGUAGACGACGAUUUUACUGUGUUAGACUUAAAGAAAGAAAUAAAAAAUGUGACCGGGGUUUUACCGGAAAGACAAAAAAUAAUGGGCAUGAAAUUUAAAGGAAAGCCACCUGAAGAUACUGUUUUACUGACAGAUAUGAAAUUGAAACCAAACACAAAAUUAAUGAUGAUGGGGACAAGAGAAGAGGAACUUGAUAAAGUGAAGGAACCUCCCCCAGAUCUACCAGAAGUUAUAAAUGAUUUUGAUAUAGAAGAAGAAGAAAUUGCUAUAGAGAACAGAGAAGAAUAUUUAGCAAAGAUUGAAAGAAGAGUAAAAGAGUAUAAAAUUGAAGUUAUGAAUGAACCAAGACCAGGAAAAAAACUCUUAGUUUUAGAUAUAGAUUACACAUUAUUUGAUCACAGGUCAGUGGCAGAGCAAUUUAAUGAGUUGAUCAGACCAUUUUUACAUGAGUUUUUACAGUCUGCCUAUGAACAUUAUGAUAUUGUAAUAUGGUCUGCAACAUCGAUGAAAUGGAUUGAAGUGAAAAUGAAAGAACUGGGUGUUACUAGUAAUUCUAAUUAUAAACUAUGUUUUAUGUUAGACUCACUGGCAAUGAUAAGUGUACACACACCAAAAUAUGGAGUCAUAGAGGUAAAACCAUUAGGUGUCAUAUGGGGCAAAUAUAAGCAAUGGGAUGCAUCCAACACAAUAAUGUUUGAUGAUAUCAGAAGAAACUUUAUAAUGAACCCAAAAACAGGACUCAGAAUCCGAGCUUUUAGAGAAGCACAUUUGAAUCGACACAAAGACACGGAGCUUUUAAAAUUAUCAAAAUAUCUUAAAGAUAUAUCAAAUGUAGAAGAUUUUACAGAAUUAAAUCACAGAAAUUGGGAAAGAUACAGACCCAAGAGGAAGCAUGAUAAAACAGAGUCUGAAGAUGCUGUGUGAUGCUUAGCUGUUUUUAGUUGGGUUUUUUUUUUUGUGAUGCACCCAGAGACAGUAGCCAAUAUCCUCAAUCUUAACUUUUUUUCAAUGCACACAUUAAGAAGAGGAAGUUCUGUUACGGAUGUGGAAAUAUUGAGAUUAACUAUUUGAUGACUUUGUUUUGUUAUAGCAUUUUUAGUUAUAAUAUCAUAGCUAGCGAACAAGCGAUAUGUACGAAUCAUAGAGCUUUCUAGUUCAUGACCUAUAGAAGUAAUAUUUGAUUCUUGUUACUUGAAUUGAUAAAGUCUUUGUGUGAUCAUUUAUUAAACUAACCAUUGUUAAUAGAUUUCUGUAGCAGUCAUAGGCGGAUCCAGGGGGGGGGGCCUGGGGGGCCUCCCCCUUUCGUGGAAAAAAUUUGGUUGAUUAUAUAGGGAAUCACUGAAGCAUGACUGGAGCGGGCCCCCCCCCCCCCCCCCCCC